ACGUGCUGCAGGCGCUGGCGCAAGAGAGCGAGCGCCACCGCCGCCCGCCCCGCAGCCGUUUUGCCUGCCACCACUGCUGCCUCCAUCGCUGCCACUAGUGGUGCAGCUUCAGACAAGGCCGCUAAGGGAAAGCAGGGAGCUCGAGAGGAGUGGUGGCAGGAGGGGCGCCAAGCUCAGGGCUCGCACCUGGUUUUGAAGAUCAUGAUAACAUGGAUGCAUCUUACUAAAUGGUACCUGGAGACGUGGUGGUCCUUUAGAGAACAUAUCUAAAUUGUUGGACAAUUUCCUCAUUUAUUACUCAACACAGAACAUUGAUUUUCUCCAUCAGAGGAGCCCUCCUAAUUUCCCCAUCAUGCUAUCAUUAUCUGCUUGAUAUCCUUUCCUAAAAUGAUCCUUUUGUUAAUCCUGGCAUUUCUACUUUUGAAAGAAGAUGGCCGUGGGAGUGCACAAUCCAAUGAGAGGAGGGUGGUGGCUCACAUGCCAGGUGAUAUCAUUAUUGGAGCCCUCUUUUCUGUCCAUCACCAGCCCACAGUGGACAAAGUUCAUGAAAGGAAGUGUGGGGCAGUCCGUGAACAGUAUGGCAUUCAGAGAGUGGAGGCCAUGCUGCAUACUCUUGAAAGAAUCAACUCAGACCCCAAUCUCUUGCCUAACAUCACACUGGGCUGUGAGAUAAGGGAUUCCUGCUGGCAUUCAGCUGUGGCCCUAGAGCAGAGCAUUGAGUUCAUAAGGGAUUCUCUCAUUUCUUCAGAAGAGGAAGAAGGCUUGGUGCGCUGUGUGGAUGGCUCUUCUUCCUUCCGCUCUAAGAAGCCCAUAGUAGGGGUCAUUGGGCCUGGCUCCAGUUCUGUGGCCAUUCAGGUCCAGAACCUGCUCCAACUUUUCAACAUACCUCAGAUUGCUUACUCGGCAACAAGCAUGGAUCUGAGUGACAAGACCUUGUUCAAGUACUUCAUGAGAGUUGUGCCAUCAGAUGCGCAGCAGGCACGGGCUAUGGUGGACAUAGUGAAGAGGUACAACUGGACAUAUGUAUCAGCUGUGCACACGGAAGGCAACUAUGGAGAAAGUGGAAUGGAGGCAUUCAAAGACAUGUCAGCCAAGGAAGGAAUUUGCAUUGCACACUCCUACAAAAUCUACAGCAAUGCAGGAGAGCAGAGCUUUGACAAACUGCUGAAGAAACUCAGGAGCCACUUGCCCAAAGCCCGGGUGGUGGCGUGCUUCUGUGAAGGCAUGACAGUGAGGGGUCUACUGAUGGCAAUGAGGCGCUUGGGCCUAGCUGGAGAAUUUCUGCUGUUGGGAAGUGAUGGCUGGGCUGACAGGUAUGAUGUGACAGAUGGAUAUCAGCGAGAAGCUGUGGGUGGAAUCACCAUCAAGCUCCAAUCACCUGAUGUCAAGUGGUUUGAUGAUUACUAUCUGAAGCUCAGGCCAGAAACAAACCUCCGAAAUCCUUGGUUUCAAGAAUUUUGGCAACAUCGUUUUCAAUGCCGACUAGAAGGGUUUGCACAGGAGAACAGCAAAUACAACAAGACUUGCAACAGUUCUUUGACCCUGAGAACACAUCAUGUUCAAGAUUCCAAAAUGGGAUUUGUGAUCAAUGCAAUCUACUCUAUGGCCUAUGGACUUCACAAUAUGCAGAUGUCCCUUUGCCCAGGCUAUGCGGGCCUCUGUGAUGCAAUGAAACCAAUUGAUGGGAGGAAACUUUUGGACUCCCUGAUGAAAACCAAUUUUACUGGUGUUUCUGGAGAUAUGAUCCUAUUUGAUGAGAAUGGAGACUCACCAGGAAGGUAUGAAAUAAUGAAUUUCAAGGAAAUGGGAAAGGAUUAUUUUGAUUACAUCAAUGUUGGAAGCUGGGACAAUGGAGAAUUAAAAAUGGAUGAUGAUGAAGUGUGGUCCAAGAAAAGUACCAUCAUCAGAUCUGUGUGCAGUGAGCCAUGUGAAAAAGGCCAGAUAAAGGUGAUUCGGAAGGGAGAAGUCAGCUGUUGCUGGACCUGUACACCUUGCAAAGAGAAUGAGUAUGUCUUUGAUGAAUAUACCUGCAAAGCAUGCCAGCUGGGAUCCUGGCCCACUGAUGACCUUACAGGUUGUGAUUUGAUUCCUGUGCAGUAUCUUCGCUGGGGUGACCCUGAGCCCAUUGCAGCUGUGGUGUUUGCCUGCCUUGGCCUGCUGGCUACCCUGUUUGUUACUGCUGUCUUCAUCAUUUACCGUGAUACACCAGUAGUCAAGUCCUCCAGCAGGGAACUCUGCUACAUUAUCCUUGCCGGCAUCUGCCUGGGAUAUCUAUGUACCUUCUGCCUCAUUGCAAAGCCCAAACAGAUUUAUUGCUACCUUCAGAGAAUUGGCAUUGGUCUCUCCCCAGCCAUGAGCUACUCGGCCCUUGUAACUAAGACCAACCGUAUUGCAAGGAUUCUAGCUGGCAGCAAGAAGAAGAUCUGUACCAAAAAGCCCAGAUUCAUGAGUGCCUGUGCCCAACUGGUGAUUGCUUUCAUUCUCAUAUGCAUCCAGCUGGGCAUAAUCGUUGCUCUCUUUAUAAUGGAGCCUCCUGACAUAAUGCACGACUACCCAAGCAUCCGGGAAGUCUAUCUGAUUUGUAAUACUACCAACCUAGGAGUUGUCACUCCUCUGGGAUACAAUGGAUUGUUAAUCUUAAGCUGCACCUUCUAUGCGUUCAAGACCAGAAAUGUUCCAGCUAAUUUCAACGAGGCCAAGUAUAUUGCCUUCACCAUGUACACCACCUGCAUUAUAUGGCUGGCCUUUGUGCCAAUCUACUUUGGCAGCAACUACAAAAUCAUCACUAUGUGUUUUUCAGUCAGUCUGAGUGCCACAGUGGCGCUGGGCUGCAUGUUUGUGCCGAAGGUAUACAUCAUCCUGGCCAAACCAGAGAGAAACGUGCGCAGCGCCUUCACCACGUCUACCGUGGUGCGCAUGCAUGUGGGGGAUGGCAAGUCAUCCUCGGCAGCCAGCAGAUCCAGCAGCCUAGUCAACCUCUGGAAGAGGAGGGGCUCCUCUGGGGAAACCUUAAGGUACAAAGACAGGAGACUGGCCCAGCACAAGUCGGAAAUAGAGUGUUUCACCCCCAAAGGGAGUAUGGGGAAUGGUGGGAGAGCAACAAUGAGCAGCUCCAAUGGAAAAUCAGUCACCUGGGCCCAGAAUGAGAAGAGCACCCGGGGGCAGCACCUGUGGCAGCGUCUGUCUAUUCACAUCAAUAAGAAAGAGAACCCCAAUCAAACGGCCAUCAUCAAGCCCUUCCCCAAGAGCACAGAGAUCCGGAGCCUGGGCACCAGCAGCAGCUCGCCAGGGGCUGCGAGCGCAGGUGGUGCAGGCUGCUCCAGCACCGCGCCCAGCGCGCCGGAGCCUCCAGACGCGGGCCCCAAGGCGCUGUAUGAAGUGGCCGAGGCUGAGGAGCACUUCCAGGCCCCCACGCGGCCGCGCUCGCCCUCACCCAUCAGUACGCUGAGCCACCGCGCAGGCUCGGCCAGCCGCACCGACGACGACGUGCCCUCGCUGCACUCAGAGCCCGCAGCGCGCAGCAGCUCCUCGCAGGGAUCGCUCAUGGAGCAGAUCAGCAGCGUGGUGACCCGCUUCACAGCCAACAUCAGCGAGCUCAACUCUAUGAUGCUGUCCACCUCGGCGCCCAGCCCUGGCGUGGGCACCGCGCUCUGCUCCACCUACCUGAUCCCCAAAGAGAUCCAGCUGCCCACAACCAUGACCACGUUCGCCGAAAUUCAGCCUCUGCCAGCCAUGGAGGCCACAGGCGGUGCGCAGCCGGUGGUGGGGGCUCCACAGGCCGGGGGCCCUGCCCGGGAGACCCCAGUGGCGGGGCCCGAGGUGGCUGCUGCUGCUGCUGCUGCUGCUGGCAAGCCAGACUUGGAGGAGUUGGUGGCUCUCACCCCGCCAUCCCCAUUCAGAGACUCAGUGGACUCAGGGAGUACCACUCCCAACUCGCCAGUGUCAGAGUCGGCCCUGUGUAUCCCGUCAUCUCCCAAAUAUGACACACUUAUCGUGAGAGAUUACACUCAGAGCUCCUCAUCGUUGUGA
Messenger RNA from Elephantulus edwardii (Cape elephant shrew), 4029 nucleotides. It is a transcript of the gene GRM5, whose product is annotated as glutamate receptor, metabotropic 5. Gene Ontology annotation, molecular function: adenylate cyclase inhibiting G protein-coupled glutamate receptor activity; G protein-coupled receptor activity involved in regulation of postsynaptic membrane potential. Bases 388 to 4029 code for a protein of 1213 amino acids. Gene Ontology annotation, cellular component: postsynaptic density membrane. Lineage: Eukaryota; Metazoa; Chordata; Mammalia; Macroscelidea; Macroscelididae. The transcript is spliced from 10 exons. The record is from RefSeq and is a predicted model, not a curated record. Gene Ontology annotation, biological process: trans-synaptic signaling by endocannabinoid, modulating synaptic transmission; regulation of synaptic transmission, glutamatergic; G protein-coupled glutamate receptor signaling pathway.